Messenger RNA from Pediculus humanus corporis (human body louse), 585 nucleotides. Its product is annotated as orf protein, putative. NCBI's taxonomy places the organism in Eukaryota, Metazoa, Arthropoda, Insecta, Psocodea, Pediculidae. The coding region runs from base 1 to 585 and encodes 194 amino acids. Gene Ontology annotation, biological process: cilium assembly; positive regulation of cell motility; regulation of cilium beat frequency involved in ciliary motility. The record is from RefSeq and is a predicted model, not a curated record. The transcript is spliced from 4 exons. Gene Ontology annotation, cellular component: ciliary basal body; motile cilium.
AUGUAUCGAAACGCAUUACAAAAAGGAUUUUUAACCGUUUUAUACGCAGGAGGAUCAAAUCCAUUAAGAAUAUGGGAUUGUUUGGUCAUGAACGGUCACGUUAAAAGAGUAACGGAUGAAGAUGUUAGAACGUUAGUUUUGGAAAUAAGAGGUACCAAUGUUGCCACCUGUUACAUAUUUUCUCCGAUUCAACCGAAACAAGUACUCGGUAUAACUCUACCAUUUUUCGUUAUGGUUAUAAAAAAUUUAAAAAAAUAUUUUUCAUUUGAAAUACAGAUUUUAGACGAUAGGGAUAUGAGAAGAAGAUUUAGAGUGAGUAAUUUUCAAACGAGUACAAAAGUGAGACCAUUUGGUACGACAAUGCCGAUCGGUUUAAAUCCAGGAUGGAAUCAAAUACAAUUUAAUUUAGCAGAUUUUACUAAAAGAGCUUAUGAUUCGACGUACGUCGAAACUCAAAGACUUCAAAUUCAUGCUAAUUGUAGAAUAAGAAGAAUUUAUUUUUGCGACAAAUUAUAUCCGGAUGAUCAACUUCCGACAGAAUAUAGAUUACUUUAUCCACGUGUAGAAGAAAAGAAAAAGAAGUGA